CAGCAGCCAUCGCUCUUUGCAGUUUGGUGUCGGAGUGAGUAGGGCCGACGCUAGGCAAGGAAAUGUGUUCUCUCCAAUCGCAGACCCUAUAAGAUUUGGCUAUGUCCUUCAUAUUUGACUGGAUUUACAGUGGUUUCAGCAGUGUGCCACAGUUUUUAGGAUUAUAUAAGAAAACUGGUAAAUUGGUAUUUCUUGGAUUGGAUAAUGUGGGAAAAACAACAUUGCUACACAUGCUAAAAGAUGACGGACUUGGACAACAUGUCCCAAUGUUACAUCCCACUUCAGAAGAACUAACCAUUGCUGGCAUGACCUUUACAACUUUUGAUCUGGGUGGACAUGUUCAAGCUCGAAGAGUGUGGAAAAACUACCUUCCUGCUAUCAAUGGCACUGUAUUUCUGGUAGAUUGUGUAGACCAUGAAAGGCUGUUCGAAUCAAAAGAAGAACUUGAUUCACUAAUGACAGAUGAAACUGUUGCUAAUGUGCCUAUACUGAUUCUUGGGAAUAAGAUUGACAGACCUGAAGCCAUCAGUGAAGAGAGGUUGCGAGAGAUGUUUGGUUUAUAUGGUCAGACAACAGGAAAGGGCAGUGUGUCUCCGAAAGAACUGAAUGCCCAGCCCUUAGAAGUUUUCAUGUGUAGUGUGCUCCAAAGACAAGGCUAUGGAGAAGGCUUCCGCUGGAUGGCGCAGUACGUUGAUUAACACCAGCCCGCAUCGGUUCAAGGUCUCACCAUUCAGGCCUACUCAGAGAUUUGAUCACUCAACAUGCAUAACUUGAAUUCGAUAGACUUUUGUUGGUUAGAAAACAGAUGUUUUUUAGAUUAUUAAUAUUUUAUCAACCUAAUUUGAGUUAGAAUUGAAAACUGAUUCUAGUAAGCUUGACUAUCACAAUGUUAGCUUUCUAAUUCCAUAAAAAUAAUUAGUUUCUACAGUUUAUAAUCUGACAUUACCCCCAGCACCAUUUUUAAAGAGCAACUUUCCAGACUACAUUUGAAGCACUUUUUAACAAUAUGAAACUACAAAUGUAAACCAUAUUUAAAAGUUCAUCAUGUUAAAUUUUUUAUGUACUUUUUUGGAACUAGUUUUUAAAUUUUAGAUUAUGUGUCCAUUUAUCUUAAGUGAACAGUUAAUAAUUAGCUUAUUGAUGACUGCAUGAUGCCUUACAGUUUUCAUUAUUUUUUCUUAUGCAAACGUCAUGCAAUAAAGCCAACCCUAAUAUUUG
Molecule: messenger RNA, 1218 nt
Organism: Physeter macrocephalus (sperm whale)
Lineage: Eukaryota; Metazoa; Chordata; Mammalia; Artiodactyla; Physeteridae
Product: GTP-binding protein SAR1b-like
Exons: 1
Coding region: 102-698 (198 amino acids)
Biological process (GO): intracellular protein transport; endoplasmic reticulum to Golgi vesicle-mediated transport; membrane organization
Cellular component (GO): endoplasmic reticulum exit site; COPII vesicle coat
Molecular function (GO): GTP binding; GTPase activity
Source: RefSeq, a predicted model, not a curated record